Fusarium coffeatum is the source of this 1041-nucleotide messenger RNA. RefSeq lists its product as uncharacterized. The record is from RefSeq and is a predicted model, not a curated record. The transcript has 2 exons. The coding region runs from base 1 to 1041 and encodes 346 amino acids. Gene Ontology annotation, cellular component: cytoplasm; nucleus. Lineage: Eukaryota; Fungi; Ascomycota; Sordariomycetes; Hypocreales; Nectriaceae.
AUGGCACCAACAAAUCUCACCGAGAUCGACGCUCACGAGCAACCAUCUGAUGAGAUGCGUGCUGAGUGGAAAGUGUUUAUGCGCCAGGAUCACAAGAGCCUACUGAAUGAUCCUCGCAUCGAUGAUCCGCGGGCUCCUCUGGAAGAGUCUGGGUUCCGCCAAGUCUCAACUAUCUCGAAAGAGCAAGUUGCAAAAAGCUUCGCUAGGUUGGACCCUACUCUGGCCUCUGAGGCUGAGAAGGAUGUUCAAGUUCUUCACCACCCGCUAUUACCAGGCCUACUAAUUAUCCCUUCGCUAUUACCGCCUUCUGUGCAAACGACUCUCCUGGAUCGUACGAUCCAUCGUGAUCUCAGUGUGCGCAACCACCAGACCAACUUACACCUACACUACGACCUGCCGUAUCCAGAAGGAAAGGAUGAAGACGAAAGGUCGUUCUUCUCUAUUGACCCCGAAACUCCAGCCUCGUUCAUCCCUAAAGAUCCCAGUGUUCACAAGCCGCUGUCGAUCAAGCAGGUUAUGGGUCGAAGGCUGCACUGGGUGACUCUGGGUGGCCAAUACGAUUGGACUAACCGCAUUUACCCUGAGGAGUUGCCGCCACAGUUUCCAAGUGACAUCUCCUCCUUGUUGAAGGACUUGUUCCCAGAAACAGAUGCGCAGGCCGCCAUUCUCAACUUCUAUUCACCAGGCGACACCAUGAUGAUGCAUCGAGAUGUUAGCGAAGAGACAGACAAAGGCCUCAUCAGCCUGAGUUUCGGCUGCGAUGGUCUGUUCAUGAUUGCGCCUAACGACUUGAAGCACAGGGCCCAAAAUGAGGCAUCUGGCGAAAAGCAGUAUUUACUACUCAGACUUAGAUCUGGCGACGCCAUUUACAUGACUGAAGAGUCAAGAUACGCGUGGCAUGGUGUCCCGAAAGUUCUCAAGGACACAUGCCCAAGUUAUCUCCAAGAUUGGCCAGCUCGUGAAGAUGGGAAGUUUUCAGAAUGGCGAGGCUGGCUGAAAACUAAGAGAAUCAACUUGAACGUUCGCCAGAUGCGAGAUUAG